Cryptococcus amylolentus CBS 6039 is the source of this 1343-nucleotide messenger RNA. RefSeq lists its product as hypothetical. The transcript is spliced from 3 exons. Lineage: Eukaryota; Fungi; Basidiomycota; Tremellomycetes; Tremellales; Cryptococcaceae. The record is from RefSeq and is a predicted model, not a curated record. Bases 46 to 1053 code for a protein of 335 amino acids.
AUUCAACUUACAUCCCCCAUUCAUCCACACAAACAAACAUACACAAUGGUCGACCUUGGAGCCCCCAUCGGAACUCACAACGCUAGCGAAUACGUCCAGCAGGAGAGGGCUGGCUUCAACCACGGCGUCGGCGGCGGACACGCUUCUGGCGGUAUCCCCACUGGCACUCCCAUUGCCGACAAGUUUGGCAACAACACCACAGGUACCACCGGAGCGUCUACCACCGAUAAGCUCGAAAAUGCUCUCGACAACUAUGGUUCCCAUGGAACCUCGGGUACUCGAGGUGCGGGUGUAGGCAGUGGAAAUGCUGUCGGCGGCCAGUAUGCUGGCAGCGGUACUAGCGACGGCCUUACCGGACAAAGCGGCGCGCACGCCACUGGCGCGGGCUACUCUUCGUCCACUUCUGCCGGCGUCCCUGGAGGCUACCCCAGCGGCCAGACCACUUCUGGCUCUCACGGUGCCCGUGAUGCUGCUCUUGCCGGAACUGCUGGUGGAGCUGCGGGUGGAGCCGGCGUUCUUACAGGCGACAAGUACGGUUCUUCCAAGUCGGGACCCACUUCUGGUGCCGCCUAUGGCUCCAACCCUACCUCCCAGUCUGGUGCUUACGGCUCUGGCGCGGGUGUCGGUCCCAACAGCGGAUCCACCGGACAAUACGCUUCUACCACUGGCUCUAACGCCGGCGGCGUCCCCGGUUCUACUACUUCUGGCUCUCACUCUGGGCUUGGAAAGGGCGCUGCCCUUGGUGCUGGAGCCGGUGCUGCUGGAGGAGCCGGUGCGAGUGCGCUUGCAGGCCACCACGGCUCUUCUGCCCAAGACCCAUCUUUGACUUCUGGCGCUCAGGACCCUUCUUUGACUGGAACUCGAGGAGCUGGCGUCGGUGCUACCGGGGUUGGGGCUGGAACUGGCGUUGGCGCCGGAGCUGGAGCUGGAUCCGCUUCCCUCACUGGAUCUUCAGGAAGCGGAGCUGGCAAGUACGGCCGAGGCACCCACAACCCCAACAUCGGUCGUAAGCCCAUCUCUCUCCUUCCCAUCAUCAUACUGAUCCCACCGUAGAGCCCAUCUCCGACCCCAAAUCUCUCGACACUGGCGGUCCCCACUCUCUCGUGUGGGACGCUGCUACCGGCAAGUAUGUGCACCGACGUGAACUCACCGGUGGUGUCGGAAGCACUGGCGAGGAUGUUGUGAAGGGCGCUGCCAAGAGGGCUCUCUAAGAGGACGGAAAAGGAAUCAGAAGUACAAGCAGUAAUUUUCAAUAAUAUUUGUAGCGAGAUAUAUGAAUCGUGUAGCCCAUUGCCGCGUAGUCGUCUAAUACAGCAUCUCGUCCGUCCAUAAGUCCAUUGUCG